AUGCUAUUAUUGAAUUACACACAAAAUUUCCAAUUAAUAACAUUUUUAUUAUUUCCUUUUAUUAACACAUUUGAUUAUAAUUGUUUAAAACCAACAACAACAACAACAACAUCACCAACAUCAUCAAAGUUGGGAUUCCUUAAUCGAUCAAAAAGUAAUAGUAAUAUAAAUAUAAACGAACUAAAAAAUAAAUUUUUAGAACAACAACAAGAAGGUUCAAUAAGUAAUAUAGCUGGUGUAGCAACAACACAACAAAAUCCAUCAAUAGUAAUAAAUUCAUCAUCAUCAUCAUCAUCUUCUUCAUCUCAUCAUCCACAUCAUCAAAAAACACCGAGUAAUAGUAGUAGUAAUUUCAAUUUAAUAAAAGCAAGUUUUAAUCAAAUUGGUGUAGCAUUUAAUAAUAAUAUAUCACCAAGAUCAAAUAGAAAAGAAAAAGAAAAAGAUAAAGAUAAAGAUCAUCAAGAUAAUAGUAAUAUAAAUAAUAUAAAUAAUAUAAAUAAUAAUAUAAAUAAUAAUAUAAAUAAUAAUAAUAAUAAUAAUAAUAAUAAUAAUAAUAAUAAUAAUAUGCAUAAUCCAACAUCAUCAUCACCAUCAAUUAAUAAUAAUUUAAAAGGUAAAAAUGUUGCAUCGAUUAUUGCAGCAAAUGGAGCCAAUUUAAAUAAUAGUUUAAGUAAUCUACAUCAACAUGUAAAUAAUAAUUCAAAUAAUAAUUUAACCAAUAGUUUCAAUAGUGUAUCACAUAAUAAUAUAUCGAUAUCAAGUGGUGGUAGUGCAUUAAGUUAUAAUUAUACCCAACAAUUGAAUCAAAAUGGUGGUAGUAAUAAUGGUAGUACAAGUAAUAGUACAAGUAAUAGCGCAAACAAUAGUUUGUUAUCACUGGCAUCAUCAAUCAAUGGUAAUAUUGGUAGUGAUGAGAAUGGUAGUAAUGUUAUGUAUGGUGGUGAUAUUGCAUCCUCUUAUCAUUCAAUGUCAAUUGACCCAUUGAAAUCAAGUACCAACACAGAAACCAUUGAAAUUAUGGUAGUUGGUGAUGAGUUAUCCAAUAAGGCUAGAUUUAUAUCAUCAUUUUUAAAUAAUGGUAUUGGUGAAGAUCCAACAUUGGAAAUUUCAACAAAGAAAUCCAUAGCAAUUCAAUCGGGUGCUUACAAUGUAAACAUAAACACAACGGUUGGUCAAGAAGAGUUUUGGGGUAUUAAUGAUGUAUAUUAUCGUUCAAGUCAAGGUUUCAUCUUUGUAUACAAUGUAAAUUCACGUGAAAGUUUCCUUUCAUUCCUUAAAUUUCGUGAUAAGAUCAUCCAUGAAAAAGGUACAGAGAAUAUUUUAAUGGCAAUGGUUGGUUUAACUUCACCAUUGAUAAAUCAAGAAUCUGGUGAAGAAAGUUGUAUAAGAGAAGUAACUCAACAAGAAGCAAAACGUAUGGCUGAUCUUUAUAGUUGUUCAUUUGUUGAAUUAAAUAGUUUUGGUUUAGAUUGCGAACAUCAAAUUCAAUCAAUUGUAACCGAUUUAUUAGGCCGUAUAACAAGUGGUUUAUCUUCAACCAACAAUAACAACAGUGGUAACAAUAGCAAUAAUAACAAUGGCAAUAGUAAUGGUAAUAGUAGUAAUAAUAAUAGUAAUAAUAAUAGUACAAAUAAUUUAAAUAAUAGUGCAAUUUUAAAUGAAUCAAUUGCUCAAUCAAUUGAAGUUUUAAUGUUGGGUGAUAUUUUCGUUGGUAAAACUCAAAUCAUUCAAAGAUUGUUAGGUAAUCCAUUUCAAAAUGCUUAUAAGGAAACCACGGAAUGGAAUAGAAACGUUUAUCAAAUGACGGUAAAUGAUGUAAGAUAUUUAUUAAAGAUUGUUGAUACAUGUGGUUUGGAUAUUGAAGAGACAUUAAAUCGUGAAAGAUUAGUUAGUACACAAGGUUUUAUUUUCGUUUAUUCGAUUGCUUCUCGUGAAAGUUUUCUAAUGAUUGAACAAUUGCGUAAGAAACUAUCAAGUAUUAAAAGUGAGACUAAAAUUCCAUCGGUUUUAAUCGCCAAUAAGGGUGAUUCAUUAAUUCGUCAAGUUACAUUUGAUGAAGGUAGUAAGAUGGCACAACAUCUUGGUAGUCAUUAUUUCGAGGUGUCUUCGAUGUUCUCUGACGAUGAAUCCAUUGGUAGACCAUUCGAACAAUUGUUGAUCGAUAUUCAAAAGUCGGGUAAUGCAAGCGGCUUUGAACCAAGCGAAAUCAAAAAGAAGGGUUAUCUAUUUAAAGAGGGUAAGAAAUUGAAAUCCAUGUCAAAAUACUUUUUCAAGGCAAGUAGAGGUAAUCUAUCCUAUUGUAAGAAUGAAUCCAAUAAGAGUAAGGUGAAAUCCAUACAAUUGUCUGAACAAAUUCAAUUGGCAAUACCACAUAAUGUUCAUGAGAAAAAGGACGUUUGGCCAUUCUCUAUCAUUUUAGAUCCAGUUAGUAAACAUAGUAUCAAUUUAAUAGCCUCCACUGAGGAGGAAAGAAAUGCUUGGAUUAAAGCAAUCAAAUUCAAUUGUUUCCUUGAAGAUAUAACUUCAAAUAUUAUAGAUGAUGUCGUAAAAAGUAUGGUUAGUGAAAUUGCCUCUGGUGUGGCUGGCAGUGGUAGUAAUAAUGGUAAUAAUAAUGGUCAUUUAAAACGUUCCGAUACUACUCAACAAUUAAAUAAUAGUGGUAGUUUUAUUAAUGGUAUAAAUGCAAAUAAACCAGUACCAAACUUUUCAAAUUUAUCAAUUAGCGGUGGUGGUAGUAGUAACAAUUCAAAUAAUUCAACACCAAUGUCUUCACCAUAUGGUAGUAGUAAUAAUUUCUCUUCACAUUUAUCACAAUCAACUUCAUCAAUGUCAAUGUCACCACAACAACAAUUACAAAGUGUAUUAUUAUCCUCUUCAAAUCUUUCAUCGUCAAUGAAUAGUAGUUUUAGUUAUUCUUCUUCAAUUUCUUCCUCUUACACUGAUUCAAUGUCUGGUUCUCCACCAGAUUCAAAUGGUCAAGUUUUCCCUCAAUCUCCACAACUAAAGAAAACUUUAUUCCAACGUACUACUAGUUUUUCAAAAGGAAGCAAAUUAAAAUAA
Molecule: messenger RNA, 3060 nt
Organism: Dictyostelium discoideum AX4
Lineage: Eukaryota; Evosea; Eumycetozoa; Dictyosteliales; Dictyosteliaceae
Exons: 2
Coding region: 1-3060 (1019 amino acids)
Source: RefSeq, a predicted model, not a curated record